This is a messenger RNA of Striga hermonthica, 240 nucleotides long. The record is from the annotation of a GenBank genome assembly. Lineage: Eukaryota; Viridiplantae; Streptophyta; Magnoliopsida; Lamiales; Orobanchaceae.
AUGACGAGCUCCAAGGGAUUUCCAGCCGUAGAUGAUGGCGACAAGGAUUUCUUGGCUGGCUUGAUUUCUGCAGAUUGUGUAACUUCAAAGGAGAUCAAGGAUAAAUAUGAAGAGGCCGAAAGGAAGGAACGUGAAAAGAAGGACAUUCAGAACCUUAAAACCGUGUUCGUUAUUACAGGGAUUAUGGUGGCUGUGGCCGGUGCAAUCUUCGCCAUAACCAGGAAGCUCAGAGAGAAAUGA